UUGUGUUUUUAACGUUCUUAAACUGUUGAUUUAACCUUUUGUGGUUACGCUUUUGCACAGUCCACAUCCGGAUUAAUUAAAGCAUUUGGUUUAACACGGGGACGAGGGCUAACGUCGUCACUUGAUGACCUGAAUAGUGAAAGACUCGCAGAAGUAGCGGUGAAAGUCGGCGUGCUCUGCUGGUUUCUCGCUGCUCCCUCACUGCUCCUCUCUGCUCACCGGAGACUGGAGGAGCCAUGGAGUGGGACGAGGAUUCGGACGAGGAGAUGAUAGCCAUGAUCAAUCAGGAGGACUUCCCUCCUGAAGAUGAUGAUCCAGAAGAGGAGGAGGACGAGGACGAGGAGGUGGAGGAGGUGGAGGGCGAGCAGCCUCUGGACACUGAAUCCUCAGAGUCCUUCGAGCUGGACACGCCGGCGGAGAGGAGCGGACAUGUGGCUGUGGUGGACGGCACUGCUAUGUAUGUGUGGGGCGGGUACAAGAAUGCCCAAAACCAUGGCUUUUUUGACCUUUACCUGCCCAGAAAUGAGAUCUGGAUGUACAGCAUGGAGACUGGAGAAUGGUCCAAGCAUCUGGCCGGGGGAAACCUGCACACGUCCAUGUCCGGCAGCUGUGGAGUGUGUGUGGACGGAGUGCUCUACCUGUUCGGAGGCCACCACGCCAGAGGCAACACCAACAGGAUUUACCGACUUCCCCUGCACGGCCCCAGCCUCACCUGGGAGGAGAUGAGGGAGCUCAGCGGGACCCCUCCCUCGGCGAAGGACAAGCUGGGCUGCUGGGUCUACAGAAACAAGAUCAUCUACUUUGGCGGCUAUGGCUACGCUGCUCAUGAACACAGAGGGACUUUUGAAUAUGACGAAUCCUCUUCACUUGUGUGGGACAGCCCAGGACGAGGCUGGAACAACCACGUCCAUGUGUUAGACCUGGAGACCCUGAGCUGGAGUCAGCCCGUUACCACGGGUAACUGUCCCUCUCCUCGAGCCGCUCAUGCCUGCGCUACCGUGGGGAACAGAGGCUACGUGUUUGGAGGACGAUAUAAAAAUUACAGACUGAACGACCUGUACUACCUGGACCUGGACACGUGGCAGUGGCAUGAAAUGAGUGUCCCGCAGGGGGGGCCAGUGGGGCGCUCGUGGCACUCCUUCACCCCCGUGUCCCAGGACCACAUCUUCCUGUUCGGAGGCUUCACCACAGAGCGCGACACCCUCAGUGACGCCUGGUUGUACUGUGUCAGCAAGAAUGAAUGGAAGCCCUUCAAACACAGCCACACUGAAAACCCAAGGUUGUGGCACACGGCGUGUCCUGGGCCUGAUGGAGAAGUCUUUGUGUUUGGAGGAUGUGCCAACAACCUGCUGUCCCACCAGAGAGCGGCUCACAGCAACCAACUACUGAUCUUCAACGUUCAGCCCAAGUCUCUGGUCAGGUUCUGCAUGGAGUCCAUCGUGGAGCACCGCGAGCGCCUGUCCACCUCCUGGGACUGUCUGCCCAAGCACCUGCUGCACAGCCUCAAGCAGAGGAUGAGUCUGCUCAACACGCUGGGCUCCUGAGGACUACGGGACGCCACCAUCUUUGUAGUCCUGACGCGUGUACGGGUCAUGCUAAUUCAAUCCAUAUGUGUAUCGCACCAACACGUGUAAAGUGAAAGGCAGAAGUGCGGCUGCGAUCAGAGCGUGCCGGAGGUUGAUGGCGAAGAGAGAAUCUGUAUUGGUCCCAAAGUUUGGACUGUCAAAGAGUCUAGAAUGUCGGUUGCCUGGGAGUUUGUGGUCUGCUACUCUAGUGUCAAAAGAAAAGCUAUUUUUAAGGGUGCUGUACCUGAUUUUUACCAUCUUAAAAACAUGAAAACACAACUAGUUAAUUUUAAACGGUCUACAGAGGUCUAAAGUUCAUCCUCAUUUUUCACCGCGAUGAGUUUAUAAGCACUUUUCACAGCUCACAGAGCGGAGUUUUAGCGUGAAAAUAAAGCUAACAACUAGCAUGCUAACUUGAACUUCCUGUUUAACGGACAAUAAAACACUUUCUAAUUCGAUGCAGACAGUACACAGCACAGUUCUUUUAACCUCAAGAGCUGCUGUACUGGGGCAAGACACAUUUCACCCACAAAUAUACAGGGGAAAAAAUCUGGUACAGGCCCUUUAACAAGAAUAUCCAGAAAAAGGCAGCAUUCACACUUGGCUUGGUUUGGUCCUAUCCUAGUCCUGGUUUAGGUCCGGGUUUAGUCCCAGUUUUAAUGUGAGGUGAGUACAAGUGAUUGUGGCUAGAAACGGGUGUACACUGUGUGAUUUUUGACUCGUGCGACUGUUUUUGGGACAGUUUCGGGCUGAGUUUUGGCUUAAUCGUGCGUCGUGCUUCGUGUAGUAAACAUGGAAUAACGAGAACCGAUUAAUACCACAUGACCAGCUCCCGAUCGGCAUUCGUACAUCGCAAGAAUAUCAAGCCUGUCUGAAAUCCAGCCGCCUCGUGAGGGUUUCGCUCUGUCGCACGAGUAGUAUUUGCAUGAGCUGUGAACUUUUAAAGCCUGCAGUUCAGUUGUACAGUUUGAGCUGGAACUGAGUGAAAUUGCAUAGUGUAUGUCCGGCAUAAGUUCGCAAGCCAGUCUCAUUCACGCUUUGAGCAAAUGCUAAGAUGAACUGUCAUGGGAGAAUAUAAAUGUGCAUUUUUUUGGGACAAAAUUACAUAUUCUUGUGAGAAGUGAAUAAUUACCUGCUAAGUGCUAACACAAACAUACACCGCUCAAAAAAAUGAAACACGUCAGAUCUCAAUGUGAAAAAAACAAAGGUGGGUAUCUAUACAAAUCUGGACAUUAACUCUGGUAAGCUGCAAUAGAGAUGCAACAAUGAGACAGCCCUUAAAAUAGAACUGGUUUUGUGUCUCCCAGAGCUAUCUCCAGAACAUGGAGAUUUCAGAGGAGACAGGCUCACAGAUCCAUCCCACAAGACGUCCCUGUUUACCCGGGACAGUCCCAGUUUUGUCUCCUGUCCCAGCAGAUUUAUCCCAAACCACUGAUUUGUCCCAGUUUUAUACAAGAAAUGUCCCACGUGUCUCUACUUUUGACCAAUCUGAUCCCUGCCACCAGUAAAGAGAGGCAUAGAUUGUCAUUUGUUUAGGUAAAAUACAAAACAUCUGCUUAAAAACAAUCAAAACGCAAAGAAAAUGUGACUAUACUGACACAUGUUAGUCGUGAAUGGUCUCUGUGUAAUUAAGGAAAAUUCUUCUGCACUCGUUUCACAAUUUUAUUAUUACCAACCACCAAAAAAACGUGGAUGGUUUUUUAUUUUGAAAUUCUGGUCGCCCUAAGCAUGCCACAACGCUGAAGCAUUUUGCGUUGUAGAAAUUAUCCAUCCAUCCAUUUUCUUCCACUUAUCCGGGGCCGGGUCGCCGGGGGCAGCAGUCUAAGCAGGGACUCACCCCAGACAUGUCCUCCAGCUCCUACGGGAGGACCCCGGGGCGUUCCCUGGCCAGCCGAGAGACAUAGUCCCUCCAGCGUGUCCUGGGUCUUCCAGUGGGACACGUCCGGAACAGAUGCCCGAGAUACUUGAACUCCUCCACUUGAGGCAAGGACUCUCCACCCACCCAGAGAGGGCAAAUGCCUUCGCCAGAUCCAAAAGCACAUGAACCCGGUGCAGAAAUUAAAUUUAGGUAAAAUGGACGAGUCUGCCACAUCAUUAUUUCACUUAGAUUUUCAGGGUGUGUAUAAAAUGAAGCCCCCUUUAGACUGAAAAUGUGAGUUUCAUUAAAAGAGGUGGCAUCCUUUUGUUCCUAAGACAUUGUCCUGUCCGUAUUUGUAUAGAUAUCCAACAUAUAUUUUUUCACGUUGAGAUCUGACGUGUUUUCAAAGUGUUCCUUUCAUUUUUGAGCAGUGUAUUUCAAGUGGUAUUUCUGUAGAGGCCUAAACUACAGGACAACCUUUAGAAUAUAUUGGGAGUAUUUUAUUUUAAUUUUUUAUUGAAUGUUUUGGUUUAACAUCCUUAUCUGGUGUCAGUUUGGAAGAAGUUAUUAUUUUGCCAGGAAUGUUCUACAGUAUGGCAUUACACUUACCCAUCUCCGUCAUUACAGAUGUUUUUUUUUUAUUGCUUAAAAACACCUUGCUCUAAGUGAAGUCCCCUCUCCACAGAUCUGAUCUGUAACUUGUCUCCUCAGAUAAGCCGUAACUUUUCAGGCAUAGAAAUAGUUAGAAAUAGGCCAGAAAAGUUAUUCGUGGAAAAAAAACAAAAAAAAAAACACAAAUUUAAUAUGUUGGCCAAUUUUAAUCUUGAAUGACUAAUGACGAACGGUUAUUUUUUAUUUAACUAAUGACUUUUGAAAUAUGUGCCAUCAAAGUACAAUCUGAAGUUUGGCAAUCAGUUGAUACUUUGCAGUGACAUCAUGCAUGUUCAGCAGUUGCUAUGGUGACACAACGCACAGAUUAGCCAACGCCGCCCGACAGAUUGCCUAAAAACAACAAAAAUACAAAACAAUUAAACAGGUGACAGUGACUAAUACUAGUUCGUUUGUGGCUGUAAAUGUAUUUGAGCGUGAACUUGUUUAACAGCACAGAUCAGCUCACCUGUUGUAGUUCAGUUAAAUCCGUUCUUUAAGGUCAGACUGUGCUAAAACAAGGCUCAGAUUAAAGUCUAAGGUUACGUUUAUAUGAUGACGCGUUUAUAUGAAGUGGCGUCGCGUCUUCGCUUUUUAUUCCGCGUUUAGACGAGUGUUUUCGGGAGGAAAUCUGCGUGCACACGGUGACGCAGAAGUGUGUGGAAUUCGAUUGUGUACGCACGCCAGGCGGCUCGGUGGUGAUGUUUGUGACGUAAACGUGUACGUGACCUGAGCAGAUCUGACCAGAGUUUUGCGUCUUGGGCAGUGUAGACGGAAACGCUACGGCGGAGAGUAUUCAACUUUUACACUCUGGAGGGUGGUUUCAGAUUUUUGCAUUUUUAAGCCCCAAAAAUACCGUCACCGUCUAAACGAAAGGCACUUCCGAUAAAAUAUUUUAACGUUUUUACCCGCAAGCGUUCUCGUGUAAACAGACCCUAAGUUGAGUAACAGAGCUUCAGACAGAGCAGUGCCUCGUGUUAGCAUCAUCCCCCCCAGAAAAUGUUGAGCGUAAACAUUCUGUGGGUUUUAUUGAGUUAUUUUUUUAAGUUAAAUUAGCUCAGCGUGUUUUUUUUUUUUUAGUUGUUAAAAGAUUCAGAUGAUUAAUAAAUGAAUACUAUCACAAUUAUACAAAAUGUGCAAGAAAUGAGCGUUUAAUCUCUGAAUCCAAAAUGUAAAUAUGUACCUUUUGUUAUUUAUAAAAGUGUGGUUUUGUUUGAAAUUUGUGAUUUCUGUGUGUCUUAAACGCUUCAACAAUGUUCCUCAACUAGAACGCUAUUUUACAUUUAACUCAAAGCUACAAAUGCACUGAAGUCCCUUUGUUUGAUUUGCUCGGUUUGCACAAUGAUUUUUGAAAUUGUGAAUAAAAAAAAUACACUGUA
This is a messenger RNA of Boleophthalmus pectinirostris (great blue-spotted mudskipper), 5450 nucleotides long. RefSeq names its product kelch domain containing 2 (gene klhdc2). The transcript has 14 exons. Bases 237 to 1544 code for a protein of 435 amino acids. NCBI's taxonomy places the organism in Eukaryota, Metazoa, Chordata, Actinopteri, Gobiiformes, Gobiidae. Gene Ontology annotation, molecular function: protein binding. The record is from RefSeq and is a predicted model, not a curated record.